Molecule: messenger RNA, 865 nt
Organism: Diospyros lotus (date-plum)
Lineage: Eukaryota; Viridiplantae; Streptophyta; Magnoliopsida; Ericales; Ebenaceae
Product: probable WRKY transcription factor 50
Exons: 3
Coding region: 6-551 (181 amino acids)
Biological process (GO): regulation of DNA-templated transcription
Molecular function (GO): DNA-binding transcription factor activity; sequence-specific DNA binding
Source: RefSeq, a predicted model, not a curated record
AGCCCAUGGCAAUGAGUCACCACCAGCACCAGCGCCAACCAGAUCAAAACCCUAACUUCGACUCUCGACUCGCCGGGUAUCUCGAUGCGGUAUCAGCGGAGUUUGAGUUCUCCGAUUACCCGGUGCUCGGAGAUGGUUCGGGGGAUGACUGGUUAUCUCAAAACAUGGCUUCCUCCGAUGAUAUUCCCGUUGAAUCCGCCGCUGCAACUUCGACAAAUAUUGGUGACAUGCUACUUUCACCCGCAAAACACGAAAAUGAAGCAAAUAGAACGGAGACAGCUGAUAAUGCAAGGUUUAGGGUUGCAUUCAGAACACAAUCGGAGUCGGAGAAUAUGGACGACGGCUUCAAAUGGAGGAAGUAUGGGAAGAAGAUGGUUAAGAGCAACCCAAACCCAAGGAACUACUACAAAUGUUCAAGUGAAGGGUGCAAUGUGAAGAAGAGGGUGGAAAGGGACAGUGGGGACUCAAGCUACGUGAUAACAACAUAUGAGGGAGUGCACAACCAUGGAAGCCCUUGUGUCAUUCGUUAUAACCAAACAGUCUUUAUGUGACGUGGCAGUUGUCUUUAUGUAAUUGCGAGCCAUUUUUGGUGCAUGUAUUUUUAUAAGUCAAGUGAUUCUGUAUGAGUAGAGUAAAAUUUUAUUAUCCUUAUUGACCCAUGCUCUCUCUCUCCCUCUGCAUAAGACAACCCUUAAUAAGUUCUCAUAUUGAAGAGCAUUCUUUUAGCUGUCGCACCAGUAGCCAACCCAUUAGGACUACUUACUGUGUUGGUAGUCAAUCGGCGAUGCUGAUUGGCAACUAGUACUCAACGUUUGUCCACUUAGCGUUGUAAGUGAGCCAAGUCAUUUACGUUUGGCUUGGUAAG